AUGGCCAUGCCUGUCUAUAUUAUGGGAGCCAGCAACUGGAAAGCAGAGGAGGAAGAUGGAAAAGAAGAGCCCUUUGAAUUUCCCACUGCCCUGGCCGAUGCCCCCGUGCUUGAGCUCCUGAGCAGACUCCCACCCUUGGCUCUGCUCACCCCCCUGCUCCAGCCCAGCAUCCCCGCCGCGAUGCUGCUGCGGCUCCUGGUGCUGCUGGGCGCCUGCCCGGGGCUGUCGCGGUGCCUGGGCUCCUUCGUGCAGUGCGAGCCCUGCGAUGCCAAGGCGCUGUCGCUGUGCCCGCCGCCGCCGCUGGGCUGCGAGCUGGUGAAGGAGCCGGGCUGCGGCUGCUGCCUCACCUGCGCCCUGCCCGCCGGGCAGCCCUGCGGCGUCUACACCGAGCGCUGCGCCCGCGGGCUGCGCUGCCUGCCGCGCCAGGGCGAGGAGAAGCCGCUGCACGCCCUGCUGCACGGCACCGCCGUCUGCCUCAGCGAGAAGAGCUACCGCGAGCAAGCCAAGGCCGAGCGGGAGUCCCGGGAGCAUGAGGAGCCCACCACAUCGGAGAUGACGGAGGAGACCUACCCACCCAAGGCCUACCGGCCCAAGCACGGGCGCCUCUCCGAGCUCAAGGCUGAGGCCCUGAAGAAGGACCGCCGGAAGAAGAUGACCCUGGCCAAGUUUGUGGGCAUGGCUGAGAACACGGCUCACCCUCGCGUUGUCAUCCCCGAGCUCCGGCAGGAGUUUGAGCUGGGCCCGUGCCGCAGGCACAUGGAGGCGUCCCUGCAGGAGCUGAAGAGCAGCCAGCGCAUGGUUCCCCGUGCUGUCCACCUCCCCAACUGCGACCGCAAGGGCUUCUACAAGAGGAAGCAGUGCAAGCCCUCCCGGGGCCGGAAGCGUGGGUUGUGCUGGUGUGUGGACAAGUAUGGCAUGAAGCUGCCGGGGACUGACUACCUGAGCGGAGACCUGCAGUGCCACGCCUUCGACAGCAGCAAUGUGGAGUGAAGCCGCAUCCCCUCCCUCUGCCCCAUCACUAUCUACCCAGACUCCCUUCCACCCUCCCCUCCGCACCUCCCCACGCCCCGGGACUCCGAUUCCUUUCAUCUCAUGUAAGACGAAAAAAAGAAAGGAAAAGAAAAAAGAGAAAGGAAAGAAAAUGAAAAAAACAGAAAGGGAAAGAAAGAAAGGAGA
Molecule: messenger RNA, 1176 nt
Organism: Ficedula albicollis (Collared flycatcher)
Lineage: Eukaryota; Metazoa; Chordata; Aves; Passeriformes; Muscicapidae
Gene: IGFBP5
Product: insulin like growth factor binding protein 5
Exons: 6
Coding region: 1-990 (329 amino acids)
Biological process (GO): regulation of insulin-like growth factor receptor signaling pathway
Cellular component (GO): extracellular region
Molecular function (GO): fibronectin binding; insulin-like growth factor I binding; insulin-like growth factor II binding
Source: RefSeq, a predicted model, not a curated record